AUGGGUGUCGGUCGUCGAAUGAAGAAACAGGGACCUCCUGCUCCAUUGGAUCAGGCUACCAUCAACCUCAUCAAGAAACGAAAGGCUGCUGAAGCUGAAGCCAAAGCAGAAGGCGGGAAAAAACGACGAAAGGCAGUCGCAGAAUCCGAGCCCGAGGUCGAACCUGAGACCAAGAAGAUCAAGACAAAGGUAGUCAAGGCCAAGGCUAAUGGUGCCACGGCCAAUGGAAAACCCGGUAAAGAACAGAAAUCAGCCGUCGUCGCAGCGCCCAAGAAAACUCCUGCAAAGGCCGAGAAGAGCAAAAAGUCAGCAAAGAAGGUUGUUGAGCCCGAACCGGAAUCGGAAGACGGUGGCGAUGACGAUGACAGCUGGGGCAGCGGCAGUGCUCCCAAUCUGGAUCAAUUAAUGCAAGACGAAUUUGACGAAUUAGACGACAUCAGUGAGGGAUCUGAUGCGGAAGAGGGCAAAUUCGACGAAGGAUCGGUAUUCGACUCUGAAGAGGAGGACCACCCACGAGAGAAGAUGUUUUCAGAUGACGAAGAUGAAUCAGAUGCUGAAGAGAAGCUCACGGCUGCGAACAUUGAAGGGCUAUCCCGAAAGCUCGACGAGCAGCGCCAAUUGGAGGAAGAAGAGGCCAGGCAAGAAAUGCAAGACUCAGCCAUGCAGACUAAUAUUGCCGGCGAACCUACUUCGUACACGCAUUACAGAUACUUUGAGAGUUUUGGGUGA
Molecule: messenger RNA, 729 nt
Organism: Talaromyces marneffei
Lineage: Eukaryota; Fungi; Ascomycota; Eurotiomycetes; Eurotiales; Trichocomaceae
Exons: 2
Coding region: 1-729 (242 amino acids)
Source: RefSeq, a predicted model, not a curated record